Messenger RNA from Seriola dumerili (greater amberjack), 4336 nucleotides. RefSeq names its product ankyrin repeat domain 27 (gene ankrd27). Gene Ontology annotation, cellular component: plasma membrane; neuron projection; tubular endosome. Gene Ontology annotation, molecular function: guanyl-nucleotide exchange factor activity; SNARE binding. The record is from RefSeq and is a predicted model, not a curated record. The transcript is spliced from 28 exons. Lineage: Eukaryota; Metazoa; Chordata; Actinopteri; Carangiformes; Carangidae. Gene Ontology annotation, biological process: early endosome to late endosome transport; neuron projection morphogenesis. The coding region runs from base 104 to 3580 and encodes 1158 amino acids.
UAAACAGCUCAUGACAAGCGGCUGUAGGUGUUUACACUGCCAUGCUAACGCCUGGAUGAUCUGACGGACCCACGGAUAACAGGAUCCAGACUUCCAGCUCCUUAUGGCUGUAUAUGAUGAGAACAUCCUGAAGAAUACUUUCUACUUGGCGCUGGAGAAGCAGAGACCGGACCUCUGCAGCCGAGUGGCAGAGCUCCACGGCAUCGUCCUCGUUCCCUGCUGUGGAAGUUUGAGCGUCAGCAGCUUCACAGACUCUCAGUUCGACAGCUAUGUCCUGCAGCCGGUGGAGGACGGAUACCAGACUGCGGACGGAAAGGAGGUCAGGAUCCAGGACAGGCAGGUCCUGCUGGGAUCCGGCUUCCCGGCUCCGGCGUCGGUCCCGAUCCUGUUCGAGGAAACCUUCUACAACGACCAGGAGCAGAGCUACAGCAUCCUGUGCAUCUCCCGGCCCGUCGAGGUGGAACCCAGCCCCGCCGAGAACAACCCGCCGCCCCCUUACUGCCUGAAGAGCGUGGAGGACGUCAGGGAGUUCCUGGGCAGCCACGCCCAGAAACUGGACAAGUUCGUCCACGGCUUCUGUCAGGCCUUCAAGGAGCAGGAGAGGAAGGGACUGCGACACCACAUCGACUCGGUGAACGGUCUCUACACUAAGUGUCUUCAGUGUCUGCUGAGAGACUCUCGCCUGAAACUCCUGGCCAAGCAGGAGCUUCAGAUGACUCUACUCAAACAGGCGGUGGAGAUGUAUGUUCAUCAUGGUAUCCAUGAUUUAAUCUUUAACUUUGUGGGAACGCUUGAAGCCAGCCAGGACGCUGCCUUCAACAAAACCACCAGGAGUCUGCAGGAGCUGCAGCAGAAAGACCUCGGAGUGAAACCUGAGUUCAGUAUAAACUUGUCCCGGGCAAAGAGAGAGCUGAGUCAGCUCAACCAGAAAACCUCCCCGCUCCUCAAACUGCUCUGCCUGCGCAGAGUCACCGUGACGGCCACGCAGACCCCCAGACGCACCGUCAGCAUCGAGGCCGUGAGCGCGGACGACCUGCUCUCCGUCAUCCUCUACCUGCUGGUGAAGACGGAAAUCCCCAACUGGAUGGCCAAUCUGAGCUACAUCAGGAACUUCUGCUUCAGCCACUCCAGUAAAGAUGAACUCAGCUACUGUCUGAGCACCUUCGAGGCCGCAGUGGAGUACAUCAACCUGGGGAAGCUGCAGGACACACACUCUGGCUCAGGUGAGCUGAACGACAAGGCGCUGUUCAAAGAGAGGAUGAGGUCGUUGUCUCAGAGCGCCGCCACGCCCAUCAACUGUCUGUUUGAGCACAUAGCGAAUGGAAGCGAGGCCGAGGUUGAACGGCUGCUGAGCGAAGGAGAGAUGGAUGAGGACGUCAGGAUGUGUCACCCCCUCUGCUCCUGUGACCUCUGUGACCUCCAGCUGUCCGGGCGGCUGAACGACCCGUCCAUCGUCACGCCGUUCUCCAGAGACGAUCGAGGUUACACUCCACUGCACGUCGCUGCUAUCUGUGGUCAGGCCCAGCUGAUAGACCUGCUGGUGUGUAAAGGAGCGCCGGUCAACGCCACGGACUACCACGCCCUCACACCGCUGCACCUGGCCUGCCAACGAGGAUACCAGGGAGUCACGCUGCUGCUGCUGCACUACAAGGCCAACACAGACGCUCAGGACAACAACGGCAACACGCCGCUGCACCUCGCCUGCAUGUACGGGCACGAGGACUGUGUGAAGGCCUUGGUGUACUACGACGUCCAAACGUGCCGUCUGGACCUGCAGAACGACAAAGGCGACACGGCGCUGCACAUGGCGGCUCGAUGGGGCUACGAGGGAAUCAUCCAGGUGCUGCUGGAGAACGGAGCCGUCACCGACAUCCCCAACAAGAGCAAAGAGUCGCCGCUGCAGUGUGCGCUCAACUCCAAGAUCCUCAUGUUGUUGCAGUCGUCUCAGAGCAGCCGUCAGCGCAGCGGCAGCAGAGUUGAUUCUCCCAGUCGCUCCCCUCUGGCCUCAGACUGCAGCAGCCGUCGCUCCUCCAUCUCCAGCAGCUCCUCUCUGGGCUCCGAGGCCAAACCAGAGGGAGAACGGGUCCGACACAGAGAGGUGGAGAAGCUGCUGCGCGCCGUGGCAGACGGUGAUGUGGAGAUGGUGCGUUACCUGUUGGAGUGGAUGGAUGAGGAAGAGGAAGAUGAAGGAGAGAUUCGGUCUGAGGCUCUGCUCUGCCACCCGCUGUGCCAGUGUCCGAACUGCGCUCCCACCCAGAAGUUGUCUGUUCUCCAGGCCGGAGCUCUCGGCGUCAACAGCUGUAACGUCGACGGCUUCACGCCGCUCCACGUCGCCGCCCUGCAUGGCCACUCAGGGCUGGCCGCCCUGCUGAUCCGCCACGGAGCCAAUGUCAACUCCCGCACCAACCAAAGCGCCACGCCGCUUCACCUAGCGAGCCAGAACAGCCACGUCCAGGUGGUGAGGUUUCUGCUGGAGUGCAACGCCAAACUGAAUAAGAAGGAUCACUAUGGCAACACACCUCUGAUACACGCCUGUCUCUGUGGAAACCUGGAGACGGUCAACACCCUGCUACAGAGCAACGCGCUGGUGAACAUUGCGAACCUUCAGGGGAACACGGCGCUCCACGAGGCGGUGCGGGGGGGACACCAGGCGCUGGUGGAGCUGCUGCUGAGGGGCGGAGCCUCGCCGGGCCUCAGGAACAAGAGGCAGAGGACGCCGCUGGACUGCGCCUACGAGCUGGGCGGCAAGAACACUGAGAUCCUGAGAGCUCUGCAGAAAGCGUCCGGACUUUCCCCCGACGCCGAGCCGAUCAAACUCCUCUCUGUGCCCAAAGGAGCUCUGGCUCAUUCGUUCGUGCAGCGCCUGCGGCUGCAGGAUCACUCCAACGGCAGGAAGCAGAAACUGGCUCAGUCCAUCAGCAGGAUUCAGCAGAUGAAGAAAGGUUCCUCAGGUCCCUCCCCCAGGUGUUCACCGACCCUCAACCAGGUGAAUCCAGACAGGAGGCGGCUGAGGCGAGGGGAGACGGUGGAGGUCAGCAGCCCCUCGGGGAGCCUGGAGUCCGGGCCCCGGCUGAGAGAGCGGCCCCUGGGUCGCUGUCACACCCUGGACUCCGGAGAACGCGCUCCGGAGCGUCUGCAGUCGAGACACGCUCCGGACACGAGCGACGACGCGCAGCCUGACGUCAACGAAACUCACUCCGCCGACGACUCCAGCUGCAGCAGCGGCAGCAAGACCUCACCCUCCCCCCCGCCGUCGAGCGCGUCGCCACAGGCGGAUAAUUCAUUCGAAGCCCCGCCCACACACGUCCUCACCAACCACUCUGCUUCGCACGAGACUGACCUGCCUGUGAACGGGCCGUGUGACCAGCAGAAUCACGCCGACGACGCCGAGUCCUCGCAGUCGGACGGCAAGGACGGAAACUCCAAUCCCACCCGCCCCGCUGACCUCCCCCCCCUCGUCCAGACAGGCGGGGGUGAUCCAACAGACACCGACCAAACACCGGAGACGAGUGCAGAGCGGAGGCGGGGCAACGGAGACGUCGUUGAGGAGUCCUGCAGAGCAACGACACAAACGCCAUGAGUCAGUGAACAGGAAGAAGAAGACGAAACUUAAUGUUUCUCAAGAGGAAGAAAGAGCACAUGACUCAGACUGUAGAAAAACACUGAAGUCCAACUGAUUCAUCGAGCUGCUGGACGGAGCUAAAAACCCUCCACUGUUUUAAUUAGACGCACGUCAGAGUCGGUUCGCUCAUGUCACAGCAACAUAUUUCCUCUUCCACCUCUUCAGCGCAGACGGGUUUUAUUUGUCCUGGUUUGGAGAGAAAAAGAUCCAACACUAACUUUUCUUUUCUCUAGAUUCAGUCUCUUCUUUAGAUUCAUUCGGACCAAAAACAGCUUCAUGAAACCUUCACGAGGUGCUGUGCUGUGCUGUGCUGUGCUGUGUUGUUGUUGUUGUUGUUGUCGUUGUCGCCGCCGUUGUUCCGUGUCCUUCAGAGGACGCGGUCUAUGAAGACGUGGCAAUCGUCCGUCCGUACGGACAUACGGAUGGACGGAGCGACGUCCCAUCCUCGUGGACACGAUAUCUUAGUAACGCCGUGACAGAACUUCUUCAAACUUGGCACAAACAUUCACUUGGACUCAAGGAUGAACUGAUUAUAUUUUAGUGGUCAAAGGUCAAAGGUCAAGGUCACAAAGACUUAUGAUUUUGGUCAUGUGAACGCGAUAUCUCGGGAACUCGUCAAGGGAAUUUCUUCCAAUUUCAAAAUCUAAUCAGUUCAUCAUCGAGUCCUAGUGAACCUUUGUAUGUUCUAAUUAGAUUUACAUGAUCAAAGGUUAA